Coprinopsis cinerea okayama7#130 is the source of this 1007-nucleotide messenger RNA. RefSeq names its product guanine nucleotide binding protein beta subunit. Gene Ontology annotation, biological process: rescue of stalled cytosolic ribosome; positive regulation of protein phosphorylation. The record is from RefSeq and is a predicted model, not a curated record. Lineage: Eukaryota; Fungi; Basidiomycota; Agaricomycetes; Agaricales; Psathyrellaceae. The transcript is spliced from 5 exons. Gene Ontology annotation, cellular component: nucleus; cytosol. Bases 1 to 945 code for a protein of 314 amino acids. Gene Ontology annotation, molecular function: protein kinase C binding; ribosome binding; translation regulator activity.
AUGGCCGAAUCUUUGCGUUUCCUGGGAUCGUUGGAAGGCCACAAGGGAUGGGUCACCGCCAUCGCCACGUCGUCGGAGAACCCUGACAUGAUUUUGACCGCGUCGCGAGACAAGACCAUCAUUGUAUGGCAAUUGACUCGCGACGACGUCAGCUACGGAUACCCCAAAAAGAUCCUCCACGGCCACAACCACUUCGUUUCGGAUGUCGUUAUCUCCUCCGAUGGCCAGUUCGCCCUCUCCUCCUCCUGGGACCACACUCUCCGACUCUGGGACUUGAACACCGGCCAGACCACCCGUCGCUUUGUUGGCCACACCUCCGACGUCCUCUCCGUCAGCUUCAGUGCUGACAACCGACAAAUCGUCUCUGGCUCUCGUGACAGGACGAUCAAGCUCUGGAACACCCUCGGUGAAUGCAAGUAUGACAUCAAGGAGGAUGGUCACUCCGAAUGGGUUUCCUGCGUGCGAUUCAGCCCCAACGUCAUGAACCCUGUCAUUGUCUCCUGUGGUUGGGACAAGGUUGUUAAGGUCUGGGAACUCUCCAAGUUCAAGUUGAAGACCAACCACUACGGCCACACUGGCUACAUCAACACCGUCGCCGUCUCUCCCGACGGCUCGCUUGCUGCCUCCGGCGGCAAGGACGGUAUCACCAUGCUUUGGGAUCUCAACGAGGGCAAGCACCUCUACUCCCUCGAGGCCGGUGACAUUGUCAACGCCCUUGUCUUCUCCCCCAACCGUUACUGGCUCUGCGCUGCCACCGCCAGCUGCGUCAAGAUUUUCGACCUUGAGAGCAAGUCCAUCGUCGACGAGCUCAAGCCCGCCUACACCGAUGUCAGUGAGGAUGCCCGACAACCCGAGUGUGUCUCGAUCGCCUGGUCCGCCGAUGGCCAAACUCUCUUCGCUGGCUUCACUGACAACGCACUCCGUGUCUGGACCGUCACCUCAUAAAAUGGAUCAUACUGUUUUUUCGUUAGCCGCCCUUCUGCAAAUGACAAAAACAUCUCAAAAAC